Molecule: messenger RNA, 696 nt
Organism: Phaeoacremonium minimum UCRPA7
Lineage: Eukaryota; Fungi; Ascomycota; Sordariomycetes; Togniniales; Togniniaceae
Product: putative hexose transporter protein
Exons: 3
Coding region: 1-696 (231 amino acids)
Biological process (GO): carbohydrate transport; transmembrane transport
Cellular component (GO): membrane
Molecular function (GO): carbohydrate:proton symporter activity
Source: RefSeq, a predicted model, not a curated record
AUGUCCCAAACAUGGGGUAAUAUUAUCAUCUCAUACUACAUCAAUACCAUCCUUGAUACCGUUGGCGUCACCAACACAAUUGCACAAAACCAAGUGAAUGUCAGCAUCAACUGUUACACUUUGGUAGUCUCCAUCGUUAGCAGCUUUCUGUUAAACGUACUUGGUCGGCGAAACCAGUUCCUUAUGGGCGGUAUAGGAAUGACAGUGUCCCUCUUCAUUGAGGGCGCGCUUACAAAAUUGUAUGCUACUAGCGACAACAAAUCUGGCGUAUACGGUUCUAUUGCGCUUAUCUUCAUUUUCCAAGGGUUCUACUCCUUUGGCGUUUCACCCUUGAUUUCUCUCUAUCCCCAGGAGGUCUCAUACUACAAGAUUCGUGCUGCUGGAGCCGCCACUUGCCGCGCAGCGUCUGUUACGAUGGCCUUCAUCUUUUCGUUUGCUAUGAGCUAUGCCAUGCAAGAUCUCGGAUGGAAGUUCUAUCUCAUCAAUGCCUCAUGGGAUGUCGUCUUCUGUAUGAUCAUCUACUUCACAUGGGUAGAGACCAAGGGCCUCCCACUCGAGGAGAUCACUGCCAAGUUCGAGGGCCCAGACGUUUUGGAAGGAAGCCCUACGACGGGUUCCCUCAGCUUUGUCAACUCUGGGGUAUUUCAAGACCCCGAUCAGAAGAUGCCAGCUAAGGUGGAAGCCGGGGCACUAUAA